CUCUCUCUCUCUCUCUCUCUCAAUGAUACUCAAAGACAUUCAAAUCUGUCUUUUCUCUGUUUGCUUUUUAUCACUAUUCCUUUUACUAGUAACUUGAAACUAAGCUUUACCCAAUUUUCCAUUCGCGUUCUCUCCCAACAGCAUGAAAUUUUUGUCUUCCUCUUCCUCCUCGUCUACCUCCCCCACUGCCGCCGCUGCUUUCACCACUGCUGGGUGUCUAGCCUCCAUGUUGCGUCGGCUUCUUUGCUUCAACGUUCUCCCUACACACCCCGCCAAUCAAAUUAAAGACAUUGAUUUCAACUCUGCCGAGUUCGACAAGCUUGGUUGUUUGGAAACAGAGGAGAAGAUUGGGGAUACAGAUAAUCCAGGGAUAGUGGCAAGACUAAUGGGGUUGGAACUGACGCCGCGUUUCGAUUUUUCCAACGCCCAGAUGAAACCCAGUUCGACUACGCGAAGCCAAUCGAUGGAUUGUGAUUCUUCGAGAGAGAGUGGGUUCGUUCAGGGGCAGCACCGGCGUGCCAAGACAUCUCUGUCUUCUCACGAAAUGCCGACGUUCUUUGAACACGAGGAGUUUUUUGUUCUUAGCUUUGAGAAUUUAGGGAAGGAUAACGAAUCUAGAUCAAAAGGUGGGACAUUGAAGCCAAGAAAAGCAGGGAAAUGCAGGAGGAGGAGGAGGAAGAGUGAGAGUGAUAGGAGAGAGAGUGUGGCUGGAGAGGAAGAUAAAGAGAACCAAGAACAUAACAAGAGGGCCAAUCACAAGGUUUCUCAAACUGGGAUUCUUAGUCCCGCCGCGAUUUUUAAUCAAAAUUCAGAGACUGCAAGAGAAGCUGUCGAUGUUGUUGAAGAGAAGGCUGAAACAGAGAGCAACUCGGAAAAUUCGAGCCCUGUGUCUGUUCUCGACUUCUGCGAAUCGAUUUUUCAUCCCCUAGUUCCCACAUCAGAAGAAGAUGCAAAUUGUAAGGGUUCAAACUCAAGAAGGAAGUUAUCAACAGAGCUUGAAAAUCAUGAGCACUCGUCUCCUCCAAGUGAACCCAGUAGUUCAACAAAUGAUAUUCGGAUAAGGAACAUGAUUCAUAGAAAAUGCUACGGAUCAAUGCAGAAUGAUUGCCAAAGAGAGAAGUAUGUAAAGAUAUGGAGCGAAAUUUGUAAAAUCGCCGAAGCAGAGAUGGUGGAAUCAAAUUGGGUUAAAAGAGCAUUCUGGAAGCUUGAAGAUUGUAGCGAUAUCAGUGCAGAGUGUGAGCUGCAUAUUCUCCAAGAAUUGUUGAAUGAGGUGGUGAAUCAACUUGUCGAGACCUCCCCAGAAAAUUUUUGAUAUGUAACAGUAAUAUGAGCUGUAAAUUUUCUCAUUUUGGCUAGAAGAAAGAGUUGUACAUUAUUGUGAAUU
Rhododendron vialii is the source of this 1384-nucleotide messenger RNA. RefSeq lists its product as uncharacterized. The transcript has 2 exons. Lineage: Eukaryota; Viridiplantae; Streptophyta; Magnoliopsida; Ericales; Ericaceae. The record is from RefSeq and is a predicted model, not a curated record. Bases 143 to 1312 code for a protein of 389 amino acids.